Diospyros lotus (date-plum) is the source of this 1698-nucleotide messenger RNA. RefSeq names its product FCS-Like Zinc finger 10-like. The coding region runs from base 370 to 1548 and encodes 392 amino acids. NCBI's taxonomy places the organism in Eukaryota, Viridiplantae, Streptophyta, Magnoliopsida, Ericales, Ebenaceae. The transcript has 3 exons. The record is from RefSeq and is a predicted model, not a curated record.
AUGCAGAGAGAGAGUGAGUGAGAGAGAGAGUAGUGCACAAGUUUUGACAAUCAUUUAUGCCCAUUUAUGCCCUGAGAGAGAUAGAGAGAGAGAGGGGUAGUCUUGUCAAGCUCAAGCCAUCCAUAUCUUACUGCAUUUGGGCCUUCUUCUCUUUAACUUCACCUCUGUGAAGUUUCCAGAGGAGAAACCCAGCAGCUCGCCCUUCACAUAGUUCUCUUUUUGAGUUUUUACACGCGCGCACGCAUAUAUAUAUGAUUCCACCCUCCUCCUACUCAACCUAUAUAUGAUGCAUUCCUCAAGUUCUGCUCUUGGAGACGAGUAAGACUGAGAGGGGUUUUGGUGUCUCCAAAUAGGGCCCGAAACGAAAUAAUGCUGAGGGAAAGGAGCAGAUUGCAGCAUCAGAAAGAUCAACAGAUAAUAGGUCACCUAAUCUCUGAUAGUGAUUCCGAGUCUUGCGUUCAUCAAUAUGAUGUUUUGGGGCACAAAAAGAAAACCAAUUGUGUUUUGAAUGCCCCUGGCGUGUUUGUGGGGUUCAGUCCCAAGGCCUCAGAAUCUGAUUCAGUUAGAAGCCCUACUUCUCCAUUGGACUUUAGGCUAUUUUCAAAUCUAGUAAACCCAUUUAGGUCCCCAAGAUUGGCCCCUGAGCCCGAGGGGCAUCACAAGAGCUGGAAUUGCAGAAAAGUAGGGCUCCGGAUUAUAGAUUCUCUUGAUGAUGAUGCACCACCCUCGGGGAAAAUUCUCCGGUCAUGGGAUGGUAGGAAUAUUCUCCUUGCACCGCAUUGGAGCAUCAGAAUGCCAAAUUUUCAAACCCGGAUUGAUUCUUCCGGAGCACCCAAGUCACUGCCCAAAAACUAUGGAGUUUCUGGUCGCCCCAGGGUUAAACCGCCAAAUCUCCAAAUGGGUGACUCCGAUGUCUUGUCUGGCAUCAGAGAAACCCCAUUUGAACCCGAACCAUUCGAAAAGGUCCUGUCUUGUUCACUGGACUCUGCAAGGUCCUGGUCCCUUGUAACCACUUCAACCAACCAUAGUAGUAGUAGUACCAAUUCGAGUUCUGGGAAUUUCGGUCCUGGAAAUGGAAGAAACCCAGAAAACUCGUCAGCCACGAAGCUGAAUCCCGCAUCUAUUUCCAUCAGCUCAGCCCAAUGUUUUACCGGGUCGCUCUCUGCCAGCGAGAUUGAGCUCUCUGAAGACUAUACUUGUGUAAAAACAUACGGCCCCUACCCAAAAACAACCCAUAUUUUUGGCGACUGUAUUUUUGAAUGUCACGACAGCACCAUAACCGGUUCUCCUAAAAAACUGAAAACAGCUACCGAAUGCCCUGCUUUCUAUCCCGCCGGUGACUUUAUGAGCUGCUGUUACUCCUGCAAGAAGAGACUAGAGGGAGAGGACAUUUACAUUUACAGGGGCGAGAAAGCAUUUUGCAGUGAGAGCUGCAGGUCGCAGGAGAUUUUGAUGGAGGAGGAGAAGAAAGGCAUGGACGUUUCUUCUUCUCCUAGAAACUCGGACAAGGAGAAGAGUGAAAGCAGCAGCAUGUUUUUUGUUACAUGAAUAUAUAUAUAUAUAUAUAUUAAGGUUGCUGCUUCAACCACCAUGGAUGUUCGAUGUGAGCAUUAAUAAUGUAAUAUGUUUUUCCCUUUGCUCAUUGUAAUUCGUCGUUCAUGAUCUUAGUGGUAGAAGCGCCACAAGUUUUUGACUGAA